UCAAGCCUACACUUCCACUCCAUCCCUUUCUUCCUCCUCUCUUUCCUUCGGCAGCACAGCCAAGAAAAUAUCCUUCAAUUUCGAUUGGACGUCAUCUCAAACUCAACCUAUAUUUUCUCCUUUCUUCUCUUCCCUUUUAUCCUUAAUGAAACUCGUGUAGCUUAAGACAAAACUACCCACAAUUUUUUGUCUGGAAAAAGAUAUGGAUGUCUUAUGUUCUUCUUCAUUAGCAAUUCAUUUACAUUCACGUUCCAUAUUUCCUUCAUCACCUCCACGUUUCCCUUUUCGUUUCCAUCGAACUUUUUAUUACAACAAUUCAAUUUAUUCUUCUUCUUCAAGUUCUUGUUUUGGUCUCUCAAUCUCUCGUUGUAAUAACUUUGUUCAUCAUGUUAAACACCCUCAUUCUUUUAAAAGAAGAAAAGCCAUUCAAAUUUCUGCUGUUUUUGAGCGUUUUACAGAACGAGCAAUCAAAGCCGUGAUCUUGUCUCAAAGAGAAGCCAAAUCUCUUGGUAAAGACAUGGUUUUUACCCAACAUCUUUUGCUGGGUUUGAUUGGUGAAGAUCGUGACCCUAAUGGUUUUUUAGGGUCAGGUUUGAAAAUUGAGAAUGCUCGUGAUGCUGUUCGUAGCAUUUGGCAAAGUAGUAACCAUGGUGAGGAUUUGGGUAAUAAACAACAAGGGUCUAUUGUUUCUUCAACGGAUGUACCGUUUUCCAUAAGCACAAAACGGGUUUUUGAAGCUGCUGUGGAGUAUUCAAGGACUAUGGGUUAUAAUUUUAUUGCCCCUGAACAUAUUGCUAUUGGUUUAUUCACCGUUGAUGAUGGAAGUGCUAGUCGUGUCCUAAAAAGAUUGGGAGCAAAUAUAAAUCACUUGGCAGCUGAAGCAGUCACCAGAUUACAAGGGGAGCUUGCAAAAGAUGGUAGGGAACCUUCAUUAUCAUCAAAAAAGAUGAGUGAAAAAUCUUCAUCUGGUAAUGCUGCUGUUUUGAGGUCCCCUGACAAGACAAAAGGGAAAAGUGCUUUAGCUCAAUUCUGUAUCGAUCUUACAGCCCGUGCAAGUGAGGGACUUAUUGACCCUGUUAUUGGCAGAGAGACUGAAGUUCAAAGAAUUGUACAGAUACUUUGUCGCCGAACUAAGAAUAACCCGAUUCUUCUUGGUGAAAGUGGGGUUGGUAAAACAGCCAUUGCUGAAGGACUUGCGAUUAGUAUCGCACAAGCAGAAAUCCCAGCAUUUCUUUUGAAUAAAAAAAUAAUGUCCUUGGACAUAGGACUGCUCAUGGCCGGUGCGAAGGAGAGGGGAGAAUUAGAGGCACGUGUUACUGCUUUGCUAAGUGAGACAAAAAAAUCAGGUAAUAUCAUUCUUUUUAUCGAUGAAGUCCACACGCUUAUUGGAUCUGGUACGGUUGGCCGUGGAAACAAGGGAUCUGGUCUUGACAUUGCGAAUCUAUUGAAGCCUGCACUUGGUAGGGGUGAAUUACAGUGCAUCGCAUCAACAACUAUAGGGGAAUAUAGGACCCAAUUUGAAAAGGAUAAAGCAUUAGCACGAAGAUUUCAGCCAGUAUGGAUCAACGAGCCAAGUCAGGAGGAUGCAGUCGGGAUACUGCUUGGUCUACGCGAAAAAUACGAAUCUCAUCACCACUGCAGAUACACUCUAGAAGCAAUCAAUGCUGCUGUGUACCUAUCAGCAAGAUAUAUUCCUGACAGGUAUCUUCCUGAUAAAGCAAUUGACCUCAUUGAUGAAGCUGGUAGCCGAGCUCGUAUUGAAGCAUUUAGGAGGAAAAGAGAGCAAGAAACUGAUAUUCUCUCAAAAGCACCUAACGAUUAUUGGGAAGAAAUUAGAACUGUUCAAGCCAUGCAUGAAGUGGUCAUCGCCAGUAGGUUGAAAAACGAUGCUGGUGCUUCCGGUGUGGAUGAUUCCAGUGAACUCCUAGAAUCUGAAUCUCCUUUGCCUUCUACUUCAGAGAACGAUGAACCUAUAAUGGUGGGACCUGAAGAAAUUGCGGCAGUUGCUUCGAUUUGGUCAGGGAUACCAGUGCAGCAGCUCACUGCAGAUGAAAGAAUGCUUCUAAUUGGCCUUGAUGAGAUGCUUAAGAAAAGGGUUAUUGGUCAGGACGAAGCUGUUGCUGCCAUUUCUCGAGCUGUUAAGAGAUCCCGCGUUGGCCUAAAGGAUCUUGAUAGACCAAUUGCUGCAAUGAUCUUCUGUGGUCCAACCGGGGUCGGCAAAACCGAAUUAACAAAAGCCUUAGCAGCAUGCUAUUUUGGGUCGGAGGAUGCCAUGCUUCGAUUGGACAUGAGCGAAUACAUGGAGCGACAUACAGUGAGUAAAUUAAUAGGAUCACCCCCUGGUUAUGUCGGUUAUGAAGAGGGAGGUAUGCUUACGGAAGCUAUUAGAAGACGACCGUUCAUGUUGUUAUUGCUCGAUGAAAUAGAGAAAGCCCAUCCUGAUAUAUUCAACAUCCUUCUCCAACUGUUUGAAGAUGGUCACCUCACAGAUUCACAGGGUCGAAGAGUUUCUUUCAAGAAUGCAUUGGUAGUUAUGACGUCGAAUGUGGGUUCUUCUGCGAUUGCAAAGGGUAGACGUGGCUCCAUUGGUUUCUUGCUCGAGAAUGAUGAAUCUUCUUCGUAUGCUGGAAUGAAGGCUCUGGUAAUGGAGGAACUGAAAGCAUAUUUCCGUCCCGAGUUACUCAACAGGAUUGAUGAAGUAGUUGUCUUUCGAUCUCUCGAGAAACUUCAGAUGCUCGAGAUUGUAAACCUGAUGUUGCAAGAGGUUAAUGCUAGACUCGUGUCACUGGGAAUCGGUUUAGAGGUGUCUGAAUCAAUCAAGGACCUCAUUUGUCAGCAAGGCUACGACCAGACCUACGGUGCACGGCCCCUCAGGAGGGCGGUUACCGCAAUAGUCGAAGAUCCCCUAAGUGAAGCCCUCCUGGCUGGAAAUUACAGUCCCGGUGAAACAGCCGUUAUCGAUCUUGAUGCUUUAGGAAACCCCAUUGUUACAAGUCGAUCAGAUCGGAACAUCAGCUUGUCUGAUACAGCAUCCAUCUUCUAGUUGCUUAUUCCUAGUACUGUACAAUUCCCCGAAUCUAAUCCGAAAUUCGGGAAUUCAUGUAAUUAGGUUUCGAGUUUCAAUAUCUGCAACUCAUUUCUCUAUUCUCUGGUUACAAUAUAUUAUUUGAUGAUGUAAAUAAUGUAGGAAGAUUUUUUGGGCAGUUUAUGGUAUAUAUUUGUACACAAAUAAACCUUCAAGUUGUUAAACUAUACAUAUGGAGAAUAUAUUUCAUUUUCUCAUCA
This is a messenger RNA of Gossypium raimondii (Peruvian cotton), 3285 nucleotides long. RefSeq names its product chaperone protein ClpD, chloroplastic. The coding region runs from base 203 to 3043 and encodes 946 amino acids. The record is from RefSeq and is a predicted model, not a curated record. Gene Ontology annotation, biological process: cellular response to heat. The transcript has 12 exons. Lineage: Eukaryota; Viridiplantae; Streptophyta; Magnoliopsida; Malvales; Malvaceae. Gene Ontology annotation, cellular component: cytoplasm. Gene Ontology annotation, molecular function: ATP binding; ATP hydrolysis activity.